GAUGUGUAUUAUGACUAUAAACUCGCCUAAUUUUGCGGUCAUACUGUAUGAACUUCUACACCAGCGGCGACGACCACCCAGAAGGCAUAGGGUAGCCGUGGUCCCUGGUUUAGCAACAGCUCACCGGAGCUUUUACCCCACAUACCCUGAACGCUUAACCCCGACAAGACGUCAUGCUGUCAGCAGAGUGCAUAGCCGAUCCGGGGUCCAGGUCAGCAGAGCGCAUGGAACAAUGGCGAAGAGACAUCGAACCCUCAAAGACUUUGUGGAAAUUCCACAAAGCGCUUGUGUAUAUAAGUUGUGCGUAUCUGCCCAUUGGAAAAUAUGAAGCUCAUCAACUCAGAGACCUCAUAACGCAACCCUACAAGUCACAAUGAAGCAGGACAUCCUCAUCCUGGGCGCUGGCGAGCUGGGCCUCGCCGUCGUGGAAGCCCUCGCCAAGCAUCCCCUACACUCGCAGGCCAAAUUGACUGUUCUUCUGCGCCAGUCCACCCUCGACACGGCUGCACCUGAGAAGAAGCGUACCGUGCACCACCUCAAGGGCCUAGGCGCGGACUUUGAAGGUGCCGACAUGGCGGCGGCGCCUGCGUCUGAGCUCUCCGCCAUUUUCAAAAAGUACGACACCAUCAUCUCGUGCUCUGGCAUGGCCCUGCCACCCGGUACGCAGACCAAGAUCACGGAGGCCGUCCUGGACGCUGGCGUCAAGAGGUACAUUCCAUGGCAGUUUGGCAUGGACUACGAUGUCAUUGGCGAGGGCAGCUCGCAGGAUCUCUUUGACGAGCAGCUGGCCGUGCGCAAGUUGCUCCGCGGACAAGACAAGACCACAUGGACCAUUGUCUCGGUGGGCGUGUUUAUGAGUUUCCUCUUUGACCCGUGGUUCAACAUUGUCAACAUCAAGAAGAAGACGGUCAACGCGCUCGGGAGCUGGGAUACGACCAUCACCGCGACCACGCCGGAGGACAUUGGUCGCGUGGUGGCAGAGGUCGUCCUCCAUCCAAAGGAGCUCGCAGAGCAGAGUGGGAUUGUGUAUACGGCAGGCGAUACAGUGUCCUACGGCCAGCUGGCGGACCUUGUCGAAGCGCGGUGCGGCACAUCCUUCCAGUGCGAGCUCUGGGACUUGGAGGCCCUGAAGAAGGAGAUGGCGGACAAUCCUAGUGGUAGGUUCAAGUACUGGGACGCAUUUGCGCAGGGAAGGGGAGUGGCGUGGCCACGGGAGAAGACGAUCAAUCACGAGCGUGGGAUCGCCACGACUGAUAUCAAGACCUACCUUGAGAAGAUGGAGUUGGACCAUUGAUGUAGACGGUCGCGAGUGUUGCGAAGAAUUGA
Emericellopsis atlantica is the source of this 1326-nucleotide messenger RNA. RefSeq lists its product as uncharacterized. The record is from RefSeq and is a predicted model, not a curated record. Gene Ontology annotation, molecular function: oxidoreductase activity. The transcript has a single exon. Lineage: Eukaryota; Fungi; Ascomycota; Sordariomycetes; Hypocreales; Bionectriaceae. The coding region runs from base 374 to 1294 and encodes 306 amino acids.